CAUCCCCAGCAGGGAAGUUGCGUUCAACCUUACUUGGGAAGUACUGAUCCUGCAUGGUAAGGGUGAUUUUAGAUAUUACCCAGGGAACCAGCUGUGACGAGAUCCGGUAACUCCAAUGGAAUGCGGCGGCAGCAGCCACGUGCCAUAUCAGGAAUCUCUGCCAAACAGGAUCUCAGUGACUCCCCUGAAGGCUGCCUCUGUUGCUCGUACACAUCAGGAAAAUAGAUUAAAAACACUGCAUCCAAGCCCUUGACACCCGGAUCCACUGCCCUCCUGCGCUCUCAACUGGGCAAGCACUCACUCCCAAUGGCGACCGGCCUACAACGUCUAGGUCAUAGUAUUUCCGUGUGACCUAAACACACUCCAAUCACUUAGCUCUCAGAGAUCGGAACCAUCGACAAUCACAAGCAUGCCUCCGCCCGCUCUAGCUGCGCUGUCCACGCAGCUUCCGGGGACAAAGGAGGCCUACUCUCCUCUCCCAACGGUCCCUGAUCCGAUCAAUACCCCUCUUACAACGACAAUCACCGAUUCCUCCACCGGAUCCACCCCACCAGCCUCCCCAACGCCCGCCCCUAAAAGAUCCAGGACCAGGACAACAACGGUCACAUUGACGCCGCUGGAACUGGACUACGACCCCACGCUCAAUGCGAAGCCUUGCUCGCCCUUCUACCGACACGCAAGCAUCAAGCAGUCAAUACGGAAUCUGGGCGCACAGACCAAAACAAGCCGCCCGUCCAGCUUCACCGACGCCGAACAGGGCUUGGUGACCGGGGACAAUCGGGGGUCUCAGCUCUGGGCCCAGAAAAGGCGACACUGUGACUGUCUGCGUGGACUAUCGCGACGACAACGGUUGGCAACCAAGGUGGCUAUCGCGAUUGUGACGCUAGGGUGCAUGGUCGCGGUGGCGCUGGGCAUCUCAGUGGCCGUGGGAGGGGGCGUAUGGAAGUCGAAUCAUGAGCACCAGGACAUUCCACGAGCGUGGGAUGUCAUUUUCUAGACCUAAGGGGUCUGGUUGUACAGCCUUAAGACACGGGAGGGAGAGAGAUGUGUACAGUCGUUUACUACAGUACAAUAGAAGAGAUCAAAUCGAAGGUGUCCCGGUCUCCCAUAGAGAAAUGCACCGCGAUAAUAGUUAUGCAUGGAAUAAGAAUGCCGGGUGACAAAUUAUGGGGGACGAACAAAACUGCCUGAGGUGUCCGUCGGCUAGCUUCGGAAGAAUGGUCGCCCCGAGCGGCUCUCCACCGCACGUAUAAGAAGCGCCGCAUUCCUCUCGC
This is a messenger RNA of Aspergillus candidus, 1274 nucleotides long. RefSeq lists its product as uncharacterized. The transcript has a single exon. The record is from RefSeq and is a predicted model, not a curated record. NCBI's taxonomy places the organism in Eukaryota, Fungi, Ascomycota, Eurotiomycetes, Eurotiales, Aspergillaceae. Bases 410 to 997 code for a protein of 195 amino acids.